Messenger RNA from Staurois parvus, 367 nucleotides. The record is from the annotation of a GenBank genome assembly. NCBI's taxonomy places the organism in Eukaryota, Metazoa, Chordata, Amphibia, Anura, Ranidae.
GCUGACAGUCUCUUCCAGGUUCUUGUAGACACCAGGGGCGGACUGACCAUUUGGAAACUCAGGCACUGCCCGAGGGCCCAGGGUCAGUAGGGGGCCCCAUGAGAUGCCCCUGGUACCUUUUUCAUAGGCUUUUUUGAGUUUGGGAAAGGACACAGGGGCCCCAUGAUCCCCUAUUGCCCGGGGCCCCAUGAGUUGUCAGUCCGCCCCUGGAUGUAUGAAAAACAAAUCCAAAAUUUAUUUCUGUUGUCACCAGAAUAUGAACAGAAGGUUAAUCUUCCUCCCAAAAAACGUGUUCCUUCACUUUGAAUUUCCCUCACAGGCAGGGCCGCUGCUUCCACUAGGCAAACUAGGUAGCUGCCUAGGAUGC